AUGGACGUGGCAACGUUUGGGUCAGCCUGUUCGCCCUGCUCGGCUCAAUUUAUUAAAAACCUCAACGCCGAAGAAUUUAAACACCUAUUUCCGACGGCUACUGAAGCUAUUAUUCAUGGAACCUACGUGGACGACUUCCUAGAUAGCAGAAAUACUGAAGAAGAAAUCAUCCGGCUAGUUGAAGAGGUUAAAUAUGUACACUCUCAAGGAGGGUUUGAGAUACGAAACUUCGUGUCAAACUCUACGAUCGUUCUAAGUGAAAUCGGCGAAGUUAAUGCUCCCCCUUCGAAGGAUCUUGGUCUGCUGACGUCAGAAAAGGCUUUGUCGGUGUUGGGUAUUCGUUGGUUCCCUAAACUUGACAUUUUUACUUUUACGUUAAAUCUCCCGCAACUGGACACCAGACUACUAAAUGGUAUGCUUCGCCCAACAAAACGCCAAGUGCUUAGUACAGUGAUGAGUCUGUAUGACCCACUCGGAAUGCUCGCUGCUUUUGUGGUUCAUGGGAAAAUAAUUAUACAGACCCUAUGGAAGACCGGGUGCAAGUGGGAUGAACCAGUCGAUGAUAGCACGUUUGCUAAUUGGAAGCGCUGGACAAACCUAUUUUCCCGUCUUGGUGAAGUUCGAAUCUCUCGACCCUACUUCGGACAAGGUUCACCUGAAACUUGUCAGCCAAUACAAAUGCACACCUUCGUUGAUGCCAGCAAAGAAGCGUAUGCUUGUGUUAUCUAUUUUCGCUAUUUCGACCGCGGUUUUCCGCGGUGUACUCUGGUAGGCGCUAAAUCAAAGGUGGCUCCAGUAAAACCACUCUCGAUUCCACGCCUUGAACUACUAGCUGCUGUUCUAGGGACACGUAUGGCAAACUAUAUUCAAGAAAACCACCAACUAUCGAUCUCCCAGAGAUUCUACUGGACCGAUUCUUCAACCGUGCUUCACUGGAUACAUGCUGAUGCUCGAAAAUAUAAUUCAUACAUCGCUUGUAGAAUCGGAGAGAUUCUAACAUCCACAAAUUUGAACGAAUGGCGAUGGGUGUCCUCUCGUGAUAACGUUGCGGAUGAAGCCACAAAAUGGGGACAUGGCCCCUGUUUCGAAGAAAGUAGCAGAUGGUUCCACGCUCCUGAGUUUCUGUGGGAGCUAGAAUCAACUUGGCCAGAACAGAAGUGGCAAGCCGUGAAUGUGCAAGAAGAACUACGAUCUAGCUGCUUUCAUCAUCAAACGAGUAAGGAAUUGUUAGUGGAUUAUACACGGUUCAGCAAAUGGGAACGCAUACAUCGUACGAUAGCCUAUGUCUUCAGAAUAUGUACGCGGAAAGAAGACGACCAAGUUAUUCCUCUUGAAUAUUUGAAACAAGAGCAUCUUAAGAAAGCAGAGUUGGAGUUAAUCCGAAUCAUUCAGCGGGAAACCUUCCACGAUGAGAUAGCUGUGUUGCAGAAGUGCCGAAAUGGCAAGCGUGCGGGGGCGGUGCCGAUCGCUAGUCCGCUGUAUAAAUUGUCGGCGUAUAUCGAGGAAGAAGAGAUUGUUAGAAUGGACAGUCGUAUCGGCGCUGCCCCCAACCUGCCGAUCGAAGCUAAGUGUCCAAUUAUUCUAGCAAAAAACCAUCGUCUAACUUUUCUUCUUGUAGAUUUCUACCACCGUCGAUAUCUGCACCGUAACCACGAGACCGUAUUCAACGAACUACGACAGCAGUUCUACGUGCCUGGAUUGCGCAAACUGAUUCGCACCGUGACAGCUCGAUGCCAGUGGUGCAAGGUGUAUCACAAAAUUCCGACUCAACCAAAGAUGGGACCUCUCCCAAGAGCGCGUCUAGUCGCGUUCCAACGACCGUUUACUUUCGUGGGUUUAGAUUACUUCGGCCCGCUCUUCGUUAAAGUAAAACGCUCUCAUGCGAAACGAUGGAUCGCAUUAUUCACGUGCCUUACCACCCGAGCUGUGCACAUGGAGGUCGCGCAUAGCUUAUCAACAACUUCCUGUAAAAUGUGCAUUCGAAGAUUUAUCGCUCGACGAGGGGCCCCUGCUGAGAUUUACUCGGAUAAUGGCACAAAUUUUCGAGGAGCUGCGAAUGAACUUCGAGAGCAAUUACUGAACAUCAAUCAACGAUGUGCCGAAUCCUUUACGAACACGAAUACUAAAUGGGUCUUCAACCCUCCAGCGGCUCCGCAUACUGGCGGAGUCUGGGAACGUCUUGUGCGCUCGGUAAAAACGGCUCUAGAAUGCUUUCAUGAUGCGCCUAAGGUCCCCGACGACGAAACUCUUGAAACUAUCAUACUAGAGGCCGAAAAUAUUGUUAACAGUCGACCUCUAACGUAUAUACCUCUCGAUUCGACUAAUCAAGAAGCUCUCACUCCGAACCACUUCCUGUUGGGCUCAUCAACGGGUGCCAAGAUGCCCUCACAAGAACCAGUAAAUCCCCUUGAAGGCCUACGCAAUAGUUGGAACCUUGCCAGAACCAUUUCUGACAGCUUCUGGAAGCGGUGGUUGAAGGAGUACCUUCCGACGAUUGCCAGACGAACCAAGUGGUUUGAAAAAACCAAACCCCUCGAGCCAGGUGACUUAGUGUUCGUGGCCGACGAGAAAAGGCGCAAUAGCUGGAUUCGGGGCCAAAUUGAAGAGGUUUACCCUGGAAAAGAUGGGGAGGUUAGACAGGCGAUGGUACGCACGAAUAACGGCCGUAUUCGACGAGCCGCAGGGAAUCUAGCAGUGAUCGACGUCGUUGAUGAUGGUAAGACCGAACUAGAAGCUGUGACCUCGUCUUACGCAGGGGGGAAUGUUACGGCCACGAUUCCCUCUGGCUGCCCUAUUAAGUGA
Messenger RNA from Uranotaenia lowii, 2802 nucleotides. RefSeq lists its product as uncharacterized. Lineage: Eukaryota; Metazoa; Arthropoda; Insecta; Diptera; Culicidae. The record is from RefSeq and is a predicted model, not a curated record. Bases 1 to 2802 code for a protein of 933 amino acids. Gene Ontology annotation, molecular function: nucleic acid binding. Gene Ontology annotation, biological process: DNA integration. The transcript has a single exon.